This is a messenger RNA of Setaria italica (foxtail millet), 1737 nucleotides long. Its product is annotated as heparan-alpha-glucosaminide N-acetyltransferase. The record is from RefSeq and is a predicted model, not a curated record. Lineage: Eukaryota; Viridiplantae; Streptophyta; Magnoliopsida; Poales; Poaceae. Bases 194 to 1522 code for a protein of 442 amino acids. The transcript is spliced from 13 exons.
UCGCCAAUCCCUCGCCGACCACCGAGGCUGCACAGGCUUUGCCGUCGCAACCACAGGUGCGGAGGCGCCGAGCAGCAGCAGUGGGGCCGAGCGCACUAGCCGAGUCGUCGACAGGGAGGAUCGGAGGCGGGGCAAGUGGUUGGCGUAUACGCUGUCAGAAGGGAGACCGGCGCCGCCCGAGUCCCACGGCGCCAUGGGGGGCUACGAGCUCGUCCACAGCGACGACGCGCCCGCCCUCGCGGUGGAUCUGGAGGCCGGCGGCGGCGGCUUCCCCAAGAGCAGCGGCGGGCCCGCGAAGCGCGCUGCGGCGGGGACCUCUCCGGCGUCGACGGCGCCGGCGCGGCAGCGGCUCGUCUCCCUCGAUGUCUUCAGAGGGAUCACCGUGCUGCUGAUGAUCAUCGUCGAUGACGCUGGAGCAUUCAUUCCGGCCAUGAAUCACUCCCCUUGGGAUGGCGUAACAGUGGCCGACUUCGUCAUGCCUUUCUUCCUCUUCAUCGUCGGAGUCGCGCUGGCGCUCGCGUACAAGAGAGUACCGGACAAGUUGGACGCCACGAAAAAGGCGGUGCUCCGUGCCCUGAAGCUCUUUUGUCUUGGUCUUGUUCUACAAGGUGGAUUCUUCCAUGGUGUACGUAGUCUAACUUUUGGGGUUGACCUUCAAGAAAUACGGCUCAUGGGUAUACUGCAGAGAAUUGCAAUAGCUUAUCUGCUGACUGCUCUAUGUGAAAUUUGGCUCAAAGGAGAUGAAGAUGUAGAUUAUGGAUUCGAUUUGCUCAAGAGAUACCGCUACCAACUGUUCGUAGGCGCAAUUGUGGCGAUCACAUACAUGGCCCUGUUGUAUGGUACCUAUGUUCCUGACUGGGAGUAUCAGACAUCAGGCCCUGGUUCCACUGAAAAGUCCUUCUUGGUGAAAUGCGGAGUAAGAGGUGACACCAGCCCAGGUUGUAAUGCAGUUGGCAUGAUCGACCGCAAAAUCUUAGGCAUCGAACAUCUAUAUGGUCGACCGGUUUACGCGCGAUCCAAGCAAUGUAGCAUCAAUUCACCACAAAAUGGGCCCCUUCCUCCUGACGCUCCCUCUUGGUGCCAGGCUCCUUUUGACCCUGAAGGCCUUCUCAGUUCCGUGAUGGCCAUUGUGACAUGCUUGAUCGGGCUCCAGUACGGACACGUCAUUGUACAUUUCCAGAAACACAGGGAGAGGAUCAUGAACUGGUUGAUCCCUUCCUUCAGUAUGCUAGUCCUGGGCUUCGCCAUGGAUUUCUUUGGCAUGCAUAUGAACAAGCCGUUGUACACCCUGAGCUACACCUUGGCCACCGCCGGCGCCGCCGGUCUCCUCUUCGCAGGAAUCUACACGCUGGUCGACCUCUACGGUUACCGGCGGCCGACCGUCGCCAUGGAGUGGAUGGGGAUGCACGCACUGAUGAUCUACGUCCUCAUCGCGUGCAACAUCCUGCCCAUCUUCAUCCACGGCUUCUACUGGAAGGAGCCCAAGAACAACCUGCUGAAGUUCGUCGGAAUUGGGGCAUGAGGUGGUGACCAUACACGGAUACAGAGAUUAUUUAGGAGUCUAUUCGGACAGAGAUAGAGAAGCACAUGCAUUCAGGCCUAGUUUUGCUACAUGGCCAGUGCAUCAUUGUUGCUGCACAGAGUGCCUCUCUCUGUGAGCCCUUGUAUAUGAUAAAGAAGCAUUGUGUAUAUGCUGACGACACGAUAUAUUAAAGAAAAUAUAGUAGUACAGAUUCU